AUGGGCGCGGUCGAUCCCACAUACCCACUUUUCCCCGCUGCUAGCAUCUUAGCCGCCGUCAUGUUGUGGCUGGUGCUCUUGACCAGCUUUGUUCGUCAGAACUGGAAUCUCGGUCUGGUUCUUCUUUGCUUCUGGCUCAGUCUGCAAAACCUAGUCGUGGGGGUCGAUGCUAUCAUCUGGUCAGAUAAUGCCGAUAUCAAGUACUAUGUAUGGUGUGACAUUGCUUGCUUCCUGCAGAAUAUGGCCAUCGCAACUCAGCCCAUGACAACCUGUAUCAUCGCACGCCGACUAUACCUAAUCGCGAGUUUGAAAUCCAUAGAUCUUCCAAGCACGAAGCAGAAACGCUGGAACCAGGUCAUUGAGUGGACAGCUGGUGUCAUUAUACCAGUGUUGAAUGCGGGUCCACUUGGUUACCUUAUACAGACAAGCCGCUUCGACGUUAUCGAAGGCUACGGAUGUUCGAGCGAUAUCUCCGUCUCAAUACUCAUGAUCACACUGGGGAUCGCCUUCAACGUGAUUCCUCCUUUAGUCUCUACCGUGGUCUACUGUCCAAAAGUGAUGUGGACCUUCUACCGCCAACGCAGGGAUGUCAACCAGUUCUUGCACAGCAGCAACUCGAUAUCGCGCCAGAGCUAUUUUCGCGUAUUUGCCGUUGCCGUCCUUGACACCCUGUUCACGCUUCCAAUGGGAGUCGUCGCUAGUGUCUUCUCAAUCAUGCUGGCUCCCAGACCGUUACCUUUUUACUACGGCUGGAAAGAAACACAUUCAGACUGGCAACCAAGCAGUAUAUCUCACGCGGACGUUAUCUCUGGAGGAAGAUUCUCCGUCUUCGUCUACUACUGGUCGCUGUGGUCAGGAGUAAUCCUGUCGUUCUACAUCUUUGGUCUCUUCGGCCUCACGCCGGAAGCCCGUGCAUCCUAUCAGCGCAUCAUCUACAGCUUAGGAGUGCGGCUCGGUUGGAAGCCUGCCGAGCGUGUGCGGGAUGUAGGCCCGGAGCUGGAAGUGAUUGCCUUCGGCGAACCUGCCGGUAUGGGGGAGAUAACCCUGGGUUCAUGGACGAGCUUCGUUGAUGGUGAUCGCUGCUAUAUUGAGCACGAGCCUCAACACGUGGCUAUCCUAGAAAGCCCCCACAAGAACUCUACAGGCGAAGGAACACUCGUGGGUCUUUCUUUGGUCCAAACGACCGAGAAACUAGAAGAGUUCAAUGGUCCGGCCCUCUCAUUACCACCUUUCGCAUCGUCCGUGUAG
This is a messenger RNA of Peniophora sp. CBMAI 1063, 1248 nucleotides long. The record is from the annotation of a GenBank genome assembly. NCBI's taxonomy places the organism in Eukaryota, Fungi, Basidiomycota, Agaricomycetes, Russulales, Peniophoraceae.